AUGUCGGGCAACCUUCCUUCGAACACGACGAUCCCCACACUGUUCCGUACCCUUACGACCGCGAUCUUUACGAACGAGAGCUGGAAGCUUGCGAUACCGGCCGUGUUAUACACGAUACAAAACUCCCUUCAAUACAUCGCUGUCAGUAACCUGGACGCCGCGACGUUCCAGGUGACUUACCAGCUCAAGAUCCUGACGACGGCUAUCUUCAGCGUGUUGAUGCUGGGUAGAACACUCUCGGCGCGCAAGUGGCUAUCACUGUUGCUUCUCAUCAUUGGUGUAUCCAUCAUACAAGUACCGCAAGCGACUGCACCGUCACCACCACGAGCAUCUGGUGCAAAGCCAUGGACCAAGACGCUGGAGCAGCUGCACGACCUUGGUGAGAAUGUCGCAGGGCGGCUAGGGAAACGGUCUGGGUCAUACGAGGGCAUACACGCGGAUCGCGCAGCCCAGAUACCCCACAUGAAUUACCGGGUCGGGCUCAUGGCUGUCCUGAUCUCUUGCGCGCUUUCAGGCCUAGCCGGGGUUACCUUUGAGAAGAUCUUGAAGGACUCAACGAGCGCCAAGCAGACGCCGCUCUGGGUCCGCAACUGCCAGCUCUGUUUCUGGUCGCUCUUUCCGUCGUUGUUCCUGGGCGUGAUAUGGAAGGAUGGGGAGAUCAUAGCGAAGACUGGAUUCUUCGUCGGCUACAACUGGGUGGUGUGGACGGCUAUCGGCCUUCAAGCAGCUGGUGGCAUUGUGGUUGCGCUCGUCAUCAACUAUGCCGAUAAUAUCGCCAAGAACUUUGCGACAUCGAUCUCCAUCUUGGUUAGUUGCAUUGCAAGCGUUUACUUCUUUGACUUCAGGGUGACGCAAUCUUUCUUCCUAGGCACAUGCGUCGUGCUGUUCGCGACCUAUCUUUACACCAAGCCGGAGCGGGGCUCGCAAUCGUUGCCAGUCAGGAUUGCCGACUUCGAGAAGACCACGAACGGCAUUCUCAUAAGCGAGAUGCUUGAGCGAUAG
This is a messenger RNA of Alternaria conjuncta, 1002 nucleotides long. RefSeq lists its product as uncharacterized. Gene Ontology annotation, molecular function: UDP-galactose transmembrane transporter activity. The transcript has 3 exons. Gene Ontology annotation, cellular component: Golgi membrane. The record is from RefSeq and is a predicted model, not a curated record. NCBI's taxonomy places the organism in Eukaryota, Fungi, Ascomycota, Dothideomycetes, Pleosporales, Pleosporaceae. Gene Ontology annotation, biological process: pyrimidine nucleotide-sugar transmembrane transport. The coding region runs from base 1 to 1002 and encodes 333 amino acids.